CUACCGCCUACCUAUCAUGGUCGUCUCGCGUGCAAAUCAACGUGCGUGUGUCUAGCCCUCUUCUUCCUAAUUUCCGAACGUAUCCGAAAACGGGUCAGAGCUAUUUUCGCGCGAAACGGCCCUCAAAGCCACGAAAGGCUGCCGACAACGAUAGAUAGAUACUUCGUUAGACAGACCGUACCUCAGUAUGCUUAGCAUAUGCUUCCCUCUUCUGCCUCUAUCACCAUCGAUGACAAAGUGGAUUUGUCUAUCGACAAAUCCAGGAACAUCGCGAAGGCGUCCAGUCAAGCGGCCAAAAUGUCGGGAAUAGAAGAUAUGCAGAACGCGUCGGAACAAGAUGAUACUCAGGAUGAUACUCAGGAAGAGACAGCGAAAACAGAGGAAGUCAGCAACGAGAUAACAAGUUUAACAGAAGAAUCUGAUAGUCCAGAAUUAUUGGAAAGAUCGUCUACUAAAGAAUCCGAAAAAGAACAGCGAGAGGAAAUUACAGAAAUAGAACAAGAGGAAAUUACGGAAACAAAACAAGAGGAAGUCAAGGAGGAAAUUAAAGAGGAAGAACAAGCACAAGAAGAAAUUAAGGAGGAAGUAGAAACAGAGGCAUCGAGUAGCGAAGAGUUGCAAAAAGAAGAAACGUCAGACUCAGAACUGGCGGCCGUCACGAGAAGCGCGUCGUCGGACGACGGCGUGCCAAGUCCGGGGGUGAUCACGGGACAGACGGGACCGGACGAGACGAGGGUUGGGAUACCAUCGGCGACCAUCGCCGACGGUAGCAGCGGACAGCAGUAUCGUCGCGUCGGCGGUCCCGGCGUAGCAGUCGGUGAGUGGAAUUCAUUGCCGGUACUGGUAGAACGUCUACGCGAGGCGAUCGAGCUAUCCCUGGUGACGGGUUGCCGACGAGGCAGUGGCGAACUCGCCGAAUCCGAGGGCAGCGGUCCCGAUCGCGUUCGCGCGCGCCGUUCCUUGGAACAGGCGUUGCUCGACGGCCAGGAGGACGAUCCCGAGCCGAAGAAGGACGAGCUCAAGUUCCUGGAGGAUCUGCUGUUGUCGGACAUUCAGACCGCGCUCUCGCGUUUGCGCGAGACUCUAGAACGCACGGACGUUGCGACGCUCGCCAAGCACGGCGGAGUGUCAGAUCCUACGAGCAAACUUCAUCUCCUGAGACUGGUCUCCAGUCUGCUGUCGCGAUUGCAGGUGCCGGAGGAAAAAGAAGAAACGGAUAGCGGUGAGAACGGCAGGACAAUAGGGACGCAGGGUGACUUCAUCAUCGCGUCGCCCGGACGAAAAAGACGUCCUGUCAGGCACACCAUCGGCGUCUCCGCCGAAGAAAUCGCACACGCAAGGAAGCAGCUGGAAGAGAGCAGCGCCGACCUGGUGAGGCUGAACGACCAGGUAUCGGCUCGACGAUGGGAACCGUUGCUGCCCGCGUCGCGUAACGCGACGAGUAACGAUAGACAUGUGGAAGAGAUCCACGACAAGUACACGAAGGACGUGAUCAAUCAGCGUCAGUCGUUGCGUGAUAAGAACAAGGAUUCUCGCGAAGAUACCAGUGCCUAUCGCUCGUUAAUUCCGUCGCAGAUCGCUUACGCGGAUCGACCGGACACCGUGAAUGGUGAUAGGCAUCAGCCCCAACGUCGGGGCAGCGUAGAUAGUUAUCAAGAAAAAGACAGUGACGACGAGGAAACUGCAAUCAGGAAGGCGAACGAAGAGCAGAGUCGAGUAACGAAACUCGCGGCGGCACUUCGGCAACGCGCGGAAUUGAUCAGCGCGAGUAAGUGCAAUAAUAAUAACAAAUUUACGACGAAGAAAUCGAAAAUCAAGCGCGCCAACACCGUCGACAUACCAAGCUAUCUGAAGCUGCAGACUGAGAACCUCGACAAGCCCGGCUGCGUUUUCUUACGACGUCCCAUCAACGUAGGCGACAAGAUCACCGCGAACGCGCCCAAUCUUGCCGUGCCGUCGUUCCACCCCAAAACGGAGAACGAUAAAAAGUUCCUCGCGCUGAUCAACCGGAACAACGAGCCGCAGACGUACAACGCUGCGCCCGGCUUCCUCAAGUCCUUCGGGUACACCAAAGCGACAGAUAUGGCGUCGUUGACGAACGAGAACUGGAACAGCCGGUUCUCGAACAUCAAGACUGCUUUCGAUAAACCGUCUGCCAUAAACGAGGCGGAAAAUAAACUGUCCCCUAAACCGCAACUCGCGAAACGCUUCCCGAUUCCUUCCCAAACGACGAGCAAGAAGGCACCGAUCAGCGACAAAGCGAGCAACGGUUUCCCGUUUGCAAACGCGUCGAAGCUGGACGCGGGCUUCAAACACGCGCCCUCGUCGCUAUUUCGGAAAAUCGAGAAGACGCAGAGGCCAAAGUCUCCGCCCAGCUAUCACUAUCAGAGGAAUAAUGCGCCACCUGGGAAUACCUUACGCGAAAAAGCCAGGAUUAUGUUCGAUCGGAACAAUGACGUUCGUCAGUCGCAGCAUCCAGCGAGGUUCAACUCGAAUGAAGACUCUCAGAAACCUUCCUUCCCGCGACCACCAUGGCUCGAGCAGGACAGGCACAUCGAGAACAAGUCAAACAACAUGGUUACCGAGAAUGGACGGAUCGAUUAUCGACUAUUCUGCAAGCAGUUUGCGCCAUUCGUCGGUAAGAACAUCGGAAAUCCGGAAUCUAAGAAAUCAAUGAACAAUGAAGAACCCCUUUACAAGCGUAAUGAACAUGUCGCACCGUCGAAGGAGAAAGGUACAGUGAACGGCAAACUUUCCUUUAGGGUGUUUCCUGAGGGAGAUUCGCAGUAUCGUCCGAACGAGCCUCGCAUCGAGGAACAAACAGAUCGAAACAAGUUCGACCACUGUAGCGAGAAGGAUACUUUCGAACCAAUCGCGAUGAGCAAUAAAGACUCGUCCGGAAGUGCAUUUGCUGGAAAUGCGCCGGUUGAUACAACGCUAAGGGGUAGUUCGUCUGUAGCUAUCCAAACAGGCGUUCACGAUCGUCAUCCAGAAGAGGCGCACGUGUUUCGGAUGAUCCCUAGAAUCUCAAUGGGUCCACCGUCCACGUACAACAACGUGUCCGUCCAGACUUACAACGAGCCGGAAGUGGAAUCCAAGGAACAGUGGACAACGCCUCGACACGAUGACGCGACAUUGGAUUCAAAUUAUUGUCCCGCUGAGGAUCCGAAGCAUUUUGUCCUGGACCACAAUCGAAAUUAUCAUAUCGUAACAACCGACGACGCUCCGAGAGAUGAAACUGUGCCGUUUACAAACGAGAACGCGUGCAAUCUUGAGGAAGACGCCAUUCGUGAGCCAAACUCGAUGGAGAACCUUCCCCUUCCGGAGAUUUCUCUUGGCUAUCAAUCGCCAGAACAACGCGAGCGAAUCUGUCGCGCGAAUCCACAGCAGGAAGAUUAUUUCUCGCCUAAACCAGAGAUCGAUAAUCGAUCGCAGAUACAUCAGAAUUAUUCUCCGAAUUAUCUUAAAUCUCAGGAUCCGUUCCAAGAGAAUCAGAAUCAAUCAAACGUGACGUGCGGAAUCCUCGAGGAAGAUUCUUCGUAUAAUGGCAGCGUUUUGCCGGAGGAACAGAAUAUCCAAAAUCAGGACAUCAGCGUAGACACUGGCGUUGUCACGCGAUAUACCUGCGCGAUCGCGACCGUCGCAUCCACGGAUACUCCAGAGCGGAUAUCCGAACCGGAACUUGGCACGUCGCCCUUGCAACUCUGGUCGCAUCCGACCAGCAACGAGAGCGUCACGACCGAGGAUGAGAUACGCCGACAUAACAUGCUGCAACAAAGCCUGGUCCGUCGACUACAAAACGAGCGCGUGACGUUAAACGAUUAUCACGCAUCCAUCGCUAAUCAGCCCGGAAACUUCAAUCAACCCGACGACUUUAAUCCGCUUCUGAACAGUUUUAAUCAACCUCCGAAAUGUCUUCCGCCCGAAGUGCCGAAAAGAUUGGAACAGCCGAGAAGAUUGGACCUGCCGAGAAGAAUGGAAUCGCCGAAAAGAUUGGAACCACCGAAACGAUUGGAGCCACCGAAACGAUUGGAACCGCCGAAAAGAUUGGAAUCGCCGAAGAAGCCGGAAUUACCGAAAAAACCGGAACUACAGAAGAGGUCGGAACCACCGAAGAAAUAUCCACCGGUUGUCACCGGUGGUUUAUUGCCGGUGGUGCCGUCGUCCUCGGCGCUCGGAGCGACGAAUCGAGUCACCGCUCUCAGAGGACAAUAUGAGCUAUCGAAACCGGAGAUAGAGCGAAAGGAACGCUCACCGAUUUCGAACGGCGUGAUGGACCCGAGUGACGAGUACUUGGUGUCCUGCGCCAAUAAACCGUCUAGAUCCAUCGUCCUGUCCAAGUCCGAAUCGUGGCAUCAGCUGGCACUUUCCAAAGGCCAUCAUACCUCAUUGCGUCCGUCGCAAAUCGACAAUUCACCGCAAUCUCUUAAUCGAGGCGCGUCUUACCUCCCGAAACCGCCGACGAAACCAAAGUCGCCGUCGUCCUUCAAGAUGAAGAAGCAGUACGAGGCGUCCUCGUCCUCGAUCAACGUGAAGAGAAUGGAGGACAAGAUUCGCAGGUACUUCGACAAUCCGUCUACGAACGACAGCGCCGCGGAGAUGAGAGACUCGAAGAAUAGACGGUUCUCUUCGCGCGACAUGUCGACGGCGAAGGGUCCGAUCGCUCUGUCCAGGAGUCGCACCAUGCCAGGAAUAUCCGAGGGGAGUCUGCGCCUGCUGAUUCCGGCGCCACAGAUUCCCAUGAUGAAUCUCAACAGCGCCGAAGUGGACAAGGUGUUCGAUGACAUCUUCGAGGAGGCUACCAAAAACGACGAUCAUCGCUUCUGAUCGGUCAUCUUUUUUCGUCCGUGUCGUAAACCUUUCGCGUUUCGUGAGAGACUGAUUGCGACGAAAGUGACGUCCGUCCGGGACUUUAAAAAGGUGCAAAUUUGACUGCGCUGGACAUAGAUGAUACUACGUACGAUCGCCGUUAAUCUCGCUCAUUAUACAACGACGUGGAUCGCUAAACACUGUGAUUUUAUCGAAUUGAUUACUGUAAUUUUAGACGACGUAUUGUCGCUUGUCAGUUAAUUCUAUUCAACUGUUUAUAUUAGAAAUUUAUAUUGUCAUUCAUUGCUCGUUUUCUUCUGAAAGCGAAGUCUGUUUUCAUAAAUGUUAAGAGAUUUAAAAUUAAUGAUGAUUUAACUAGAGAUUUCUGUUUCCUUUCGUGAGUUUUCUUCGAUCAAAUUAUUUAAUGAGAGUAAAGUAUUUAUUUCUAAAAAUAAAUUCAGUAUCAUCUGAAUGCAUUUUAUGUAAAAUGCCACAUGUUUGAUUAGAAUUCAUAAUUAAAUCGUUUUCGAUAGUUAAUUGUAGAAAAAGAAGAUGAUUGGAGAAAAAGAAAAAGAAGCUGAAGGAGCACAGUUAUGUUAAUGCGCGACUAUAUGAGCUUAAUGAGACCGAGAUCUACGGUCUAAUUGGCUGUACAUAAUUCUCUAUUUUCGCGGAAAUCACUCUACAUCUGACAUUUGAAACCGAAGCUCUCUCUUCGAACGAUCUUACAAUAUCACGAGAUGAUGGAAGGAUCUAACACAGAUUAGAAGCCGCCUUUUUCGAAGAAUAGAAAUGUGUUUCGUGAUGCAAAGCUACGUAGCAAGUUAUCCACGAAGAAGAAGCAUAUUUCGUGCGGAAUCGAUGCUCAUAAAAACAUGGUCUUCGUCCAUUACGAGAGACGGUAGUGCAGAUCGAUGCAACGACCAUCAUCAUACGCCGAUAUCCCGUCAUCUCCUUCGUUUUUCUCGACCAGAUCGUCUGACACGUAUGAAAAGAUCAGCGCGUCAAGUACGAAGCUGUUGUACAAUCUUCUUUCAACUAGCGAAAAAUAAAGAGAGAGAUAAAGAGA
This is a messenger RNA of Camponotus floridanus (Florida carpenter ant), 5878 nucleotides long. RefSeq lists its product as uncharacterized. The transcript is spliced from 4 exons. The record is from RefSeq and is a predicted model, not a curated record. The coding region runs from base 199 to 4827 and encodes 1542 amino acids. Lineage: Eukaryota; Metazoa; Arthropoda; Insecta; Hymenoptera; Formicidae.